Messenger RNA from Geosmithia morbida, 1986 nucleotides. RefSeq lists its product as uncharacterized. Gene Ontology annotation, cellular component: lipid droplet. Bases 1 to 1986 code for a protein of 661 amino acids. The transcript is spliced from 3 exons. NCBI's taxonomy places the organism in Eukaryota, Fungi, Ascomycota, Sordariomycetes, Hypocreales, Bionectriaceae. The record is from RefSeq and is a predicted model, not a curated record.
AUGACCUCUCAGGCCACCGCCCAAUCCAGCGGCCUCGGCGCUGCCGCAGCGAAUGCAUGUCCGGCCCAUCUGUUGCCCCCCAUCGACGCCCUCUUCCUCAUCGACUUCGACGUGAAAAAGGGCUACACUAUCGCGUGGAAGCGCACCUGUCCGGGCGUCGACGUAGACGGCCGUGUCGAGUACAAGUCUCUCCCCUCCGGUCUGCAUACCGUCUCUGAGGACCUCAUAUACUUUGUCCACGAUGGGGCCCAUGCGGGGCUUAGUGCAUUCGUCAAUGUCCCCUGCGACGAGGAGGAGGCCAGGAAUGCCCGCAUGAUAUCCGUCGGUAUCCUCGUGCCCCUCAGCUACGGAAGGCUGGGCCGUGCCUGGAAGCAUGCUCAGGGUCUGAAGGAUCUGGCUGCCAAGCUCGCCAAGAACCUGGCCGACACCACCAGCCUCGAAGCCUACUGGGAGGCCAACAGACCCCAGUCCGACGACGGCAAGCACCAGCAGCUGCCACCCUUCUUCCCCGAGAGCCCCAUCGUCUCGUCAGCUCCCGCAGUCACCUUUUCGGAGCCGGCCUCUAGACCCAAGAGCCAGCACAGUCACAACCGGUCGACUUCGGACGGCGCUCCCCUCGCCCCUGCCGAGUAUACGCUAUCCGCUUACCACCCUGCGUGGAGCCUCACCAGGCUGCUCGACAAGUUUGGGCCUCUGGUGUUUCCUAUCCACAGAGCAGCUCUGCUCCGCCGACGUAUACUGAUCUCGUGCCAUGCUCCUGUGCAUGAGGUUUGUGAUUUCGUAUACAACCUGUCCGUCCUGUCGAAUAUCCCCCACUCUCUAGCCAAUGUGCUCCCGCAAUCGUCCUCUUCGGCCCAGCGCCUCCGACCCUUGUUCGCCAUUGGCGUCCACGAUGUGCCGUUCUUGGUCGACGACUACGACGCUUCCAAGCGACGGGGACGCGGCGAGGAUGUCCUCGACGAGUUGGGCACCGGAUGGAUCGCCUGCACGACGGACAGCAUCCUGGCCAUGAAAGACACGCUGUGGGACAUGCUCAUCACCAUGCCGCCCGACCACGCCGUCAACGCCAAGGACAAGGCGUGGCCCGUGGUCGAGUGCCCGCGCGGCAAGCCCGUCAAGGCCACGCAGCGCGACCUCCGCCGCUACAACACCCUCCGAAGCGGCCUGGCCCGCUUCUCCUCCCCCUCGCGACCUGCGUCUGCCUCUGGCUCUUCCCCGGCGCGGCAAGACGCUGACAGCCGCUCUCAGCUGACGGCACAGAUGACCGUUGCCGACGACUCGUUCGACGCCGUCACGGAGCCGCUGAGCUGGACGGCUCUCGCUUACAACGGGUACAUGUGGUGGGCCAGCGCGGGCGAGCAGCGCCUCUCGGAGGAGCAGGAAGAGCACUCGCACGACGCAGCCCUCUUAGCAGACCUCAUGCCUCCGUCGCCCGGCCAGCAGCACCAAGCAUCCGUGAGCCUACCCCGGCAUCAGCAGCAGCCGCCGUCGUCUUCGUCGUCCCGGGCCGACCCCCUCUCGGACUCGACGGCCUCCCUCACAGCCAGACACAACACCAACCCCCCGUCUAUCGGUGGCAGUGGCCAGGCCCGCGUCGAGCUGGCAACGAUAGCCUACUUCCACCGCCUGACGACACAGAUACUCUCCAUCGUCUCAGACAUCGUCGACAGCGCAGAAGACGCAUACCCACCCCCCCAGCGGCCUCUGUACAGCGAUGAUGUAGACGGCCAGGACGACGGCGACGACGAUGACGAGAAUGCAGCCCUGGUCGGCGCCAGCAGCAGUGUCAGUGCUGGCGACGACGACGACGACGACGACGACGGAGCCGCCGUCGUCAUAGACUCUCGCUCCAUGGAGAAGAUGGGUCUAGACGUGUGGAGCGAUUCGGACGCCGAGUUUGUCAGGACGCUCACGAAGACGUAUUUCGGCCGAAAGGCCAAGACCGAAGGGAAGGGUGUCGAGGUUUGCGGUGUACGUGUAUGUUAG